GAAAACGAUCGUCACAACGCCGGUGUCGCAAAACCAACGAGCGUCGCGUCGCGAUGAGGCGACGGCGCUUUGUCGUCGUAGCGACGUAGGCAAAGCCAAUAUCGCAGUGUCAUGGCGAGGCAUGGCGCAAGAAUUAAGGCUGCAACUGCAGUGACGGCGACCUAGUGGCUGAUCUCCCACUCGCGACGAAGAGUGCAACAGAAUGCGCCGCAGUAGUUGAGGAUUUUGCCAUCAGAGUGGGGCGGCUUGUGGUGACGAUGGCGAGAGGGAGGAUCGCGAGGGCCAAACAGUUGGAUGUCGUUCAUCGUCAUCACGUGCGUCAGGUGUUGGAUCCAGGCACGCCAUGGUCUGCCUGCAUCCCUGCUUGCCGGAGAAUAUUCUAUGUGUUCGAUGACGCUGUCAAGAUACAGUGCGGAUGGGAAGAGCUCGGGUGGAGGAUUGGAAACGGGGCUGGACUAGGAGGAGACGCCUCCAGCAGGAUAUGCAGGAGGUGGAGGAAGAGGAAGAGGAGGAGGAGAUCAAGGACUGACGAAACGGGGAAAAGAAGCUGAAAGGAGUGGAGGAGGGCAUUUACUCUGUGGCUCAUUGAGGAACCAAUGGAAUUGAUUGUUCACCUUGUUGGAUGCAGGGGCUGUGCUGCUGCUGCUGCUGCAGCCGUUAACUUGAUGAGGAAGCACCUGUUUCUGCUAUUGCCCAUGCUGCUACGAUCUUCGAAUGAUUCUCCCCAAGGAGCGAUUGUAGGAAGAGUGGAUUGCGCUUAUCGAAAUUAAAACGUGGAGGGAGGAUUUCAACGCCGGGUCGCUUGGGAACAGAUUUGAGUUAUAGUGAAGUAUUGGUAAUUGAUCCUACGGUAACACAGGGAAUAGAUUCUAUCAAGAACUUGUGUGAAGAAGGAAAGGCGGGCUUGACUAUGACUCCGCGCACUGCAACUGCGACACGUUACCUGGUUUACGAAAUUGGGUGGGUCCGAUUCAAUGACCGAGGUAUUCUUAUGGAAGAAUGAGUAGGGAAGUAGUCGGAUCUGAAGGCGGCUCUCUAAGUUCUUGCAAUUGUAAGGGCGAAGCGCAUCAGUGAAUUAGUAGCAGAUAAUCCAUCCAAGCAUCAUACUGCUGAGACUUGAAUGCUGUGAAGAAGCCAUUGCUACCGAUUCUGUGUUGUGAUUGCUACUAUGUGUAGCCCCGGCUCUGGCUCCGAAUCGUUCGGGGAAGGUGAAAGGAAGAAGAGUAGCACUGGGGAGAUCACUGAAGUAGCAAUGGCAGCAACAGACGAUGACAAAGGAAGGAUAGACAUCUGGGUUACGAAUCUGGCCGAGUCGAAGAAGAACGGCCACAAGGACGCAAUCUGGGGAUUGAGAUCUCUCACAAGGGAGAGCUCCAUGAACAGAGACUACAUAGCCCAUAAGGGUGCAAUUCCAGUCGUAGUGGCAGUCCUGAAGCGAUCCCAGGAUACUGAAAUCCGGAAACAUGCAGUCACUUUGCUGUUCAAUCUCUCAAUCAAGGCCCAUCUUAAGGACGUGAUUAUGGCAGCUGGGCCGGUGGAGCCCAUAGUGGAAGUCUUAAAGAGCGGUGACAAUGAAGCGAGGGAGAACGCAGCUGCAGCUCUUUUCAGCCUAUCAUCAAAGGGACAAAAUAGAGUGUUGAUUGGAAACCACAAAGAAGCCAUCCCGGCUCUUGUGCAGCUGCUGAUCGAUGGUACUCGGAGAGGGAAGCUGGACGCACUGAACGCAAUAUUUGACCUCUCAAUCUCGAACGAGAACAAAGCCAAGGCUGUGGAAGCUGGGGUAAUACCUCCCCUUGUCCGACUCUUGACAGACAAAGACCUGAAUCUGAUCGAUCAAUCUCUUGCAACGAUUGCUUUGUUGGCAGUGCAUCAUCAAGGACAGGCUGAGAUAAGCCGCGUGAACUGCUUGCCAAUCCUUGUGGACCUUGUUGCAGAGAGCAAUGCACAGAACAGAGAGAAUGCGGCUUGUAUUCUCCUGGAGUUGUGCUCAAACGAUCCCAACAACGCCUAUAAUGCUACCAAGCUGGGGUUAGCGGGGGCAUUGGGGGAGCUUGCUAGUACAGGGACUGCUAAAGCGCGGCGCAAGGCAAAGAAAUUGUUGGAAAUCUUUCGUCAUGCCCAGCACCUGACAGGUCCACCUGGGGCUAGGUCCAUUUGAUAUCUGGUGGCCAAUGUGAGUUACCUCCCGCCGAGGAGUGUGAUAAUGGCCUUCAGCGAUGCAAGCGACAGUUCGAUUUCGAAGCUUCAGCGUGUAAAUAUGAAGAGCUGGAAUUGGCAUGAAGGGCAGUCUGUUACCAGAAGUGGACGCCACGCCUUUGGCUUGUAAGACUGGUACAAUGUUAAGAUUACAAGUAGAUUAGGCUAAUUAAGUUAAUCAGUCAGUUUGUAUGUAGUUAGCGACGGUGAAGCAAGCGGUGACUUGUCGGGUGACUUUCCUGUAUCAGCUCUCGACUUGUCACCCCCUGUGGAGUGGCUUGGAUGAGAAAAUCCUCUCUUUUCCUGUAGAAAGAAACUCCAGUUUAAAACCCUCAUGCUUGUAUAAUUUCCCAAUUUUGCUUAAUAAGACCGUGUCCACCUGGUUUAAAGUGA
Molecule: messenger RNA, 2589 nt
Organism: Physcomitrium patens
Lineage: Eukaryota; Viridiplantae; Streptophyta; Bryopsida; Funariales; Funariaceae
Product: U-box domain-containing protein 3-like
Molecular function (GO): protein binding
Source: RefSeq, a predicted model, not a curated record